GCGAGGGAAGAGGCUGCUGCGCGGGUCCCGGCGAGGUGCCGACGCGCGUGGACCGCGGCACCCCGGCUCUUGGCGCUCGCGGCCCUCCGCCAUGCCCUCCUACACGGUCACCGUGGCCACCGGCAGCCAGUGGUUCGCUGGCACCGACGACUACAUCUACCUCAGCCUCGUGGGCUCCGCGGGCUGCAGCGAGAAGCACCUGCUGGACAAGCCCUUCUACAACGACUUCGAGCGCGGCGCGGUGGAUUCUUACGACGUGACAGUGGAUGAAGAACUGGGUGACAUCCAGCUGGUCAAAAUCGAGAAGCGCAAGUACUGGCUCCAUGAUGACUGGUACCUGAAGUACAUCACGCUGAAGACGCCCUGCGGGGAUUACAUCGAGUUCCCUUGCUACCGCUGGAUCACCGGCGAGGGCGAGAUUGUCCUGAGAGAUGGACGCGCAAAGUUGGCCUGCGAUGACCAAAUUCACAUUCUCAAGCAGCACAGACGUAAAGAGCUGGAAACACGGCAAAAACAGUAUCGAUGGAUGGAGUGGAACCCUGGCUUCCCCUUGAGUAUUGAUGCCAAAUACCACAAGGAUCUACCCCGAGACAUCCAGUUUGAUAGUGAGAAGGGUGUGGACUUUGUUCUGAACUACUCCAAAGCGAUGGAGAACCUGUUCAUCAACCGCUUCAUGCACAUGUUCCAGUCUUCCUGGAGCGACUUCGCCGACUUCGAGAAAAUCUUCGUCAAGAUCAGCAACACUAUUUCGGAGCGAGUCAUGAAGCACUGGCAGGAAGACCUCAUGUUUGGCUACCAGUUCCUGAAUGGCUGCAACCCGGUGAUGAUCCAGCGCUGUACGAAGCUGCCUGAGAAGUUCCCUGUGACCACGGAGAUGGUGGAGUGCAGCCUGGAGAGGAACCUCACCUUGGAGCAGGAGAUCGAGCAGGGGAACAUUUUCAUCGUGGACUUUGAGCUGCUGGAUGGCAUCGAUGCCAACAAAACGGACCCCUGCACUCUGCAGUUCCUGGCAGCGCCCAUCUGCUUGCUGUACAAGAAUCUGGCCAACAAGAUUGUCCCCAUUGCCAUCCAGCUCAACCAAGUCCCGGGGGAUGAAAACCCGAUUUUUCUGCCUUCGGAUGCAAAAUAUGACUGGCUUUUGGCCAAAAUCUGGGUGCGCUCCAGUGACUUCCACGUCCACCAGACCAUCACCCACCUUCUGCGUACACAUCUGGUGUCUGAGGUUUUUGGCAUUGCCAUGUACCGCCAGCUGCCCGCUGUGCACCCCAUUUUCAAGCUGCUGGUGGCACACGUGCGGUUCACCAUCGCCAUCAACACCAAGGCCCGCGAGCAGCUCAUCUGCGAGUACGGCCUCUUCGACAAGGCCAACGCCACAGGGGGCGGUGGACACGUGCAGAUGGUGCAGAGGGCCAUGCAGGACCUGACCUACACCUCCCUGUGCUUCCCCGAGGCCAUCAAAGCUCGGGGAAUGGACAGCACAGAAGACAUUCCCUACUACUUCUACCGGGACGAUGGGCUCCUGGUGUGGGAGGCCAUCAAUACGUUCACGGCCGAGGUGGUAGGCAUCUACUACAAGAGUGACCAGGUGGUGGCAGAGGACCAGGAGCUGCAGGACUUUGUGAAUGAUGUUUAUGUGUAUGGCAUGCGGGGCAAGAAGACCUCAGGCUUCCCCAAGUCUAUCAAGACCAGAGAGAAGCUUUCAGAGUACCUGACAGUAGUGAUCUUCACAGCCUCCGCCCAGCAUGCAGCAGUGAACUUUGGCCAGUAUGACUGGUGCUCCUGGAUCCCCAAUGCCCCCCCAACCAUGCGGGCCCCACCACCAACAACCAAGGGCGUGGUCACCAUCGAGCAGAUAGUGGAUACGCUGCCAGACCGUGGCCGCUCCUGCUGGCAUCUGGGCGCAGUGUGGGCACUAAGCCAGUUCCAAGACAACGAGCUAUUCCUGGGCAUGUACCCAGAAGAGCAUUUCAUCGAGAAGCCUGUAAAAGAGGCCAUGGCCCGAUUCCGCAAGAACCUUGCUGCCAUCGUCAGCGUGAUUGCUGAGCGCAACAAGAAUAAGAAGCUGCCAUAUUACUACUUGUCCCCAGACCGGAUUCCCAAUAGCGUGGCCAUCUAAGUGGCCACCCGGGCCAGUCUCACUUGAAGACGGCCGACUACCCGCGACCGGGCUCAGCAGCCAGACUCCAGCCUGCCCAGGUGGGCAGGCACACCGGGCAGCCCUGGGGCAGAACUGCUGGCAGCCUGCUCUUCUGAGGCUGCCAGGAUUCCUGGCAAUUCCACCCUCAGGCCCCAGGCUGACUGGCUUCAAACCGAAGGCUGCCCAGGUUGGGCCACGUUCAGCCUAAGCUUUGGUGCAUUUUCCAGUUUGUUCCCUAGUUUUCAGUGAAUCCCACACUUUGAUCAAUGUGGAUACGCUGCAGGGACGCGUCCUACACAGAGCAGGACUGUGUAGCUUCCUGCCUACGCAUAGCUCAGUGCUUGCACGCCACUCAGCAACAGCAAGUCAGGACAACUGAUAGAUGUUCGUUCUUACUGGGAGACAUGGAAUGAUUAUUUUCUGUUCUAUUUAUGCUUGGUCCAAUUUCUUGCAUAUAAUAAGUAUCCAGAUGAAUCCUUGUUGAAUGAAUUAAGAAUUGGCUGUCAUUAAAAUAAAGGAAUUCAUUUAAAA
Messenger RNA from Leopardus geoffroyi (Geoffroy's cat), 2668 nucleotides. It is a transcript of the gene ALOX5, whose product is annotated as arachidonate 5-lipoxygenase. Gene Ontology annotation, biological process: lipid oxidation; linoleic acid metabolic process. The transcript is spliced from 14 exons. NCBI's taxonomy places the organism in Eukaryota, Metazoa, Chordata, Mammalia, Carnivora, Felidae. Gene Ontology annotation, cellular component: nuclear envelope. The record is from RefSeq and is a predicted model, not a curated record. Gene Ontology annotation, molecular function: iron ion binding; protein binding; arachidonate 5-lipoxygenase activity. The coding region runs from base 92 to 2116 and encodes 674 amino acids.